CUUGUCGACGCUCGUGACCGUAUUAUCGCAGUCCUUGGCGGAGUUCCUCGCGGGUCUAAAGGGACAGAGUGGCAGGCGGUGGAAGCUGAAGCUGCUGCUGCUGCCACGCGUUGCCGUGAGUCCAGUACCUUCACCGAAGCACAAAAACAUGGCCGGCGUGGAGAAUUUGCCUCCCGCACUGUGGGGUUUGGUUAUGGCAACGGGCGGUGCAAGCCGCAGAACUACAAAGUCUCUGGCAGGGCUAACCAAUGCGCUAUGCAAGAGCUUCUGCAGAACACAGCAGUUCGGCGCAUCGCAGGCUUUCAAAACACUCUCUUCAACACUUACUGCCACAAGAACUAUGCUGAAUCUAGAGCUACCAACGAGGAAAUCCAACGCAAGCAGCCCGAGCUACGACCCAACUUCCCCAACACUGCGUUUGCUGCGACUACCUUCAACCUGGGUCCCCGCUCCUUUUCCCCGCCUCACAUGGAUCCUGAAAACCGUGCCUCCAGCUGGUGCGCUGAUACUAACAUGGGACCCUUCAAUCCCGACAAAGGCGGACACCUUGUGCUCUGGGACCUUGGGCUUAUCGUUCGCUUUCCUCCUGGUUCCACCAUCCUCUUUCCCUCUGCACUUAUCACCCACUCUACUAUCCCUAUCCAAGCACAUGAGAGCCGCUAUGCGAUAAUACAAUACUCUUCUGGUGGCCUUUUCCGAUGGCGCGACAACGGGUUUCAAUCAGACAAA
Lentinula edodes (shiitake mushroom) is the source of this 729-nucleotide messenger RNA. RefSeq lists its product as uncharacterized. The transcript is spliced from 2 exons. The annotation marks the transcript as partial. The record is from RefSeq and is a predicted model, not a curated record. Lineage: Eukaryota; Fungi; Basidiomycota; Agaricomycetes; Agaricales; Omphalotaceae.